This is a messenger RNA of Camelus dromedarius (Arabian camel), 2839 nucleotides long. It is a transcript of the gene MTM1, whose product is annotated as myotubularin 1. Gene Ontology annotation, biological process: phosphatidylinositol dephosphorylation; mitochondrion distribution; negative regulation of autophagosome assembly. Gene Ontology annotation, cellular component: membrane; cytoplasm. The transcript is spliced from 15 exons. The coding region runs from base 62 to 1873 and encodes 603 amino acids. Gene Ontology annotation, molecular function: phosphatidylinositol-3-phosphate phosphatase activity; phosphatidylinositol-3,5-bisphosphate 3-phosphatase activity. The record is from RefSeq and is a predicted model, not a curated record. NCBI's taxonomy places the organism in Eukaryota, Metazoa, Chordata, Mammalia, Artiodactyla, Camelidae.
GGGCCCCGGAGCCGAGCAGCCUGGCAACGGCGGUGGCGCCCGGACCCCGAGAGUUUCCAGUAUGGCUUCUGCACCGACUCCUAAAUAUAAUUCACACUCCUUGGAGAAUGAGUCUAUUAAGAGGACUUCUAGGGAUGGACUUAAUCGGGACAUGGGUGAGGCUGUUCCUCAGCUUCCGGGAGAAACUCGCAUUACUGACAAAGAAGUUAUUUACAUAUGUCCUUUCAAUGGCCCCAUUAAGGGAAGAGUUUACAUCACAAAUUAUCGUCUUUAUUUAAGAAGUUUGGAAACGGAUUCUGCACUAUUGCUUGAUGUCCCUCUGGGUGUGAUCUCAAGAAUCGAAAAAAUGGGAGGCGCGACAAGUAGAGGAGAAAAUUCCUAUGGGCUAGAUAUUACCUGUAAAGACAUGAGAAACCUGAGGUUUGCGCUGAAGCAGGAAGGCCACAGCCGAAGAGGCAUGUUUGAGAUCCUCACGAAAUACGCCUUUCCCCUGGCCCACAGUCUGCCAAUAUUUGCAUUUUUAAAUGAAGAAAAGUUUAACGUGGAUGGAUGGACGGUUUAUAAUCCAGUUGAAGAAUACAGAAGGCAGGGCUUGCCCAAUCAUCACUGGAGGAUAACUUUUAUUAAUAAAUGCUAUGAACUCUGUGACACCUACCCUGCUCUCCUCGUGGUUCCAUAUCGUGCCUCUGAUGACGAUCUCAGGAGAGUUGCAACUUUCAGAUCCCGAAAUCGGAUUCCGGUGCUGUCGUGGAUUCACCCGGAAAACAAGACGGUGAUUGUGCGUUGCAGUCAGCCCCUUGUUGGUAUGAGUGGGAAACGAAAUAAAGAUGAUGAGAAAUAUCUCGACGUUAUCAGGGAGACAAACAGACAAAUUAAUAAACUGACCAUCUAUGACGCGAGACCCAGUGUAAAUGCGGUGGCUAACAAGGCAACAGGAGGAGGAUAUGAAAGUGAUGAUGCAUAUCAUAACACCGAACUUUUCUUCUUAGACAUUCAUAACAUUCAUGUUAUGCGGGAAUCUUUGAAAAAAGUCAAAGACAUUGUUUAUCCUAAUGUGGAAGAAUCUCACUGGUUGUCCAGUUUGGAAUCCACUCAUUGGUUGGAACAUAUCAAGCUUGUUUUGACAGGAGCCAUCCAAGUAGCCGACAGAGUUUCUUCAGGGAAGAGCUCGGUGGUGGUGCACUGCAGCGAUGGAUGGGACAGGACCGCCCAGCUGACGUCCCUGGCCAUGCUGAUGUUGGACAGCUUCUACCGGAGCAUUGAAGGCUUUGAAAUUUUGGUACAGAAAGAAUGGAUAAGUUUUGGACAUAAAUUUGCAUCUAGAAUAGGUCAUGGUGACAAAAACCACGCCGACGCUGACCGAUCUCCUAUUUUUCUCCAGUUUAUCGACUGUGUGUGGCAGAUGUCAAAACAGUUCCCUACAGCUUUUGAAUUCAAUGAACGGUUUUUGAUUACAAUUUUGGAUCAUCUGUAUAGUUGCCGGUUUGGUACUUUCUUAUACAACUGUGAAUCCAUGCGAGAGAGACAGAAAGUCACAGAAAGAACAGUUUCUUUAUGGUCGCUGAUAAACAGUAAUAAAGACAAAUUCAAAAAUCCCUUCUAUACUAAAGAAAUCAAUCGAGUCUUGUAUCCCGUUGCCAGUAUGCGUCACCUGGAACUUUGGGUGAACUACUACAUUAGAUGGAACCCCAGAAUCAAGCAACAACAGCCAAAUCCUGUGGAGCAGCGUUACAUGGAACUCUUGGCCCUGCGUGACGAAUACAUAAAGCGACUUGAGGAACUGCAGCUCGCCAACUCUGCCAAGCUGUGCGAUCCCUCAGCCUCCCCCUCUGGUCCUUCACAAAUGAUGCCCCACGUACAAACUCACUUCUGAGAGGCCACCUGGCCCCAAGUUAGAGUUCUGAAUAAAGGAAAUAGUUGACUUUCAUUUGGGGCCUCUGUACAAAGUAGGUGAAACUAUCUGCUUCCAUGUAGAACUUGAACUAACCAAAUCUUAAACUCUUGAAUAUGUGCCUUCUAGAAUACAGAUUGCAAGAAAACGACAGUGUCUGCAUGGCAGUCGGAAGAAAGGAGCUGAGAUGGGGUUUUGGAAAAUCCUGACACCUUCCAAAAGCAGUUUUUGAAAGAUAAAUAUUUAAAUCUGAUUUACCUCUUCAGAGAUACUACGUAUUCAAUAUGUAUUUUGUGGGCUUAAUUGGAACAAUGACACUGUUAACCUUUUAAAGGGGAGAAUGUAUAUGUUUAUGAAAUGGAUUUUCCUCAAACUGCUUAUAAUGUUUGCUUUGGAUUAUCUAAAACAAAGCGAAACGUGAAAGAUGUGUGUUACUGCCAAAAGCAACCUGAGCUCACCUUCCGAGAUAUUAUCCAAAAGCAAGGUGUUUAAAUAAUUGCCAAAUUUUAUACCAUCAUGAGUGGUGACUUAAGGAGAAAUAGCUGUGCAGAAGAGUUUUCCCUUAUUUUGAAAUUUGGAAUAUGAAGUAUUUUCCCUUAAUUUCCAAGAGAAGCAUAUUUUUAUAUUAAAAAAAAACCUGAUAGGGCCCAGUUAAAUAUGAUUUGAUUUUUUUUAAACAUUGCCAGUUCUGUUUUCUAAACUCUUUCAUGAGCUUGCCGAAAAUUCUGGCCCAUUUUCAGGUUGGUGGAUACCCCUUAGACAGCACUGUUUAAAGAUGUCGGAUGCAUUUUGCUGCUUAAGUGAAUGUUUUCGCAAACGCUGCUCUAGUCAAACCAGCUUAUCUGCCAAAGUGUAGGGUUGACCAUAUUGGAUGCAUGAACUGUUGCUAGAGCAUCAUCCUUUGAAAUAAAAGCCGCAGAUGUACAUUUGUUGAGCGUACUCUUGAAA